Molecule: messenger RNA, 926 nt
Organism: Parathielavia appendiculata
Lineage: Eukaryota; Fungi; Ascomycota; Sordariomycetes; Sordariales; Chaetomiaceae
Exons: 1
Coding region: 170-829 (219 amino acids)
Source: RefSeq, a predicted model, not a curated record
GCAAAAUGGGAAAUGAAAGACGACUUUCGGAGAAUGAGAGAGGAAAUCAUCAACAAAGUCGUCGAACGUGCGCAGGAGUCUUCCUCUUGGUCAGGCUGGUCCUGAGAAGCCUUCGUCGAGAGAGCGUCCAUAUCGACAGCUACGAGGAGCUUCUGAAAAAAGAAUAAACAUGCUUCCCUGCGAUCUUGGCAACUUGUACAAGCAAGCAUGGCGAAUACAUGGCGAUGAUGAGGCGCUCUACCGUGCCGAAGCUGCAAGGUAUUUCAGGCUGGUCAUGACGGUGAAUGGGUUUGAGAAGCUGUCCGCAGUUACCUUGUUCGACUUGUACGUGGUAAACGACCAGGAUAUUCAAAACACCUUCUUUGAGGGCAAUAGGGUUUUACCAGCGAGAGAGCUGUUGCGGAAACUGGCGGAGUAUCGGAGGCGGAUCGAAGUCUGCUGCGGAGGAUUGCUGGAAGUAAGGGAGAACAACGAGGAUGCCUACAAGUGGCUCGACGACCCAGAAGAAAUCGACAAAGUAUUCUACCAGUUUCUCAUGCCGUUGUGCGCCUUUAUUUCAGCCGGUGUCGACGCGCCAUCUGGUGGAGAGCUGGCAGCCUUGUGCGAUGCUUGCUCUGGUACUCAGGUCGAUUUCGUCCAUCGCACCGCGGCAGACGUCUUGGUGGAAACACAAUGGGGGAGAGGAAUUAUCGACAGCGACACAGCCUCCCAAACCACGAUUAGCGCCAAAUUAAUUCGGUCGAUGACAAUGCUGUUCUUUCUUUUCGACUACCCUCACAAUUCUUUCCUACAACGGCGUGUCAUGUCUGCCAUCAACUCUUUGGAUUGAGGCGAACAGAGAGAAGCUCUUGCCGCACUUUAUGGCACUGUUCUCAGGCGGCAGCUGGAAAAUGUGCCACUAACGGAAUUCAUCAUCCACCAGUUGG